GCGCCCUCGCACGCUUGAUGAGCAGCUGCACUGUCCGCAAACUCUCAGUUGAUCGCUGUUGGGAUGGAAGGGGGACGGAGGAGGCAGUGCCGUCUCUCUCUUCCCGGGUUGGUGGCUUCGCGGGCUCUCUCCCUCCUCUCUGGCAAUUCUGUACCCUGCAGCAUCCCAUCUUCUUUGGAAACAGAGUUGCAGGAAGACUAAAUCUAUGGUCAGAAAACAACUUUCGUUUUACCAGACACACAGGAAAUAACAGCUAUGGAUACAGCUAACAACCCAUGCAAUCUCCAAGCUAACCAAACCGAAGGACCUGUUAAGCCUUGUUCUCAUAUCCUGCUAAUGAUGUAAAGCAGUGAUGACUGGUGGACUGAACUGAGGACAAAACCAUGAUCAGUGAACUCCUCAUUGUGGAGCAUCCUGUAUCUGUGUGCGUCCCUCCGCAGUACACGACCACACUCAGUGUCCGCGCUGUGGGACCAGGAACCUUGCAGUACCAGUGGUUCCAGUCAAACCAAAGUGAGGUCCCGGGAGCCACUUCAGCAGACUUCGUAGUCCAGGCUCGAGGGAGCCAGCAGUAUGCGUGCCGAGUGAACGAUCAGCAGAAGUGCGUGUUCAGCCGAUGGGUCAAAGUCAAAGUCAUGGAGAGCGGAACGCUUAGUCUCCCUGGGGGAUGGAGCGGAGAGCCCCAUAUCACCGAGAACCCAAAUCCUCAAAGGCUCUCUGUGGGGGGAACCGCCAGGCUGUGCUGCAGGGCCUUUGGGAUUCCCGCCCCAUGCUACCAGUGGUACAGGAAUGGAAAUGUCCUACAGGGGAAGACAAGGGGCAUCCUGAAGAUCGAGGACGUGAACAGAGGGAGUGAAGGCUCGUACCUGUGCGCCGUCUCUAAUGCGCUGGGGGAGCAGUGGACGGAACCGGUGGACGUCUGCAUAGCGCUUCCUGGAAAACCCACAGCAAAGACUCUCUCUGCCACAGACAAAGUGGCUCUGCUGAUCGGCAACCUGAAUUACUCGCACGUGUCCCCGCUGCUGGCCCCCAUGCUGGAUGUGUACGAGCUGUACAGUCUCCUGCAGCAACUGGGCUUCAGGGUGGUUUCCCUGCUGGACCUCUCCAAGGCCGAGAUGCUGGCCGCCAUUGGCAGGUUCCUGCAGCUCCUCAGCCGCGGUGCGUAUGCCCUCUUCUACUAUGCGGGACAUGGGUACGAAUGCUCGGGGAGGAACUACCUGGUGCCCACCGACGCGCCGCGGCCAUACCGACCCGAGGACUGUGUCAGCGUGCAACGGGUGAUGCACGGCAUGCAGGAGAGACACACAGCGCUCAAUGUCGUCCUUCUGGACACCUGCCGCAAGUGGUACAACCUGCACUGUGUAGCUUCUCUGAUCCGUUCUCUGGCUCCUCUGGGGAACACGGUUUACGGUUAUGCCACGUGUGAGGACGCAGAAGCUUUCGAGGUGCAGGACGGAGAAAGGAGCUCCAGCAUCUUCACCAAGUACCUCAACCGGCACAUCCUGCGGGCAGAGAAGGUCACGCGUGUGCUGGAGUUGGUCUCUGAAGAUCUUGGUAGGGAUCCGCUGGUGGCGGGGAAGCAGGUGAUGGAGAUUAGACACACCCUGAAGGACCCGCGGGCUCUCACAGAUCCGAUUCGGACCUCGGGACACACUCAGGAGCUCCAGAUCAGGGACCUGUGCUGGAUCCUGGCCAACGAGUUGCCACGGUGCCAGUUGCUAACGUUUGCAUGUGGCGUCACAGUUCAGCUCAGCUUCUCCGCUCUCUUCUCCAACGUGGUUGUCGUCUUCGCCAAGGUGAAGGCCGUCGGCCCUGGAAUCGUUGACUGCACCAUCCGCUUGAAGACAUCGCCUGUAAUGGGAGACAUUUUCCCCAGCCGACAUGGUUCUGACUCUUUAGACAGAAUGGGCUCCUUGUGGUUUGGCAGUAACGACAGACCAGCCUGCAGUCUCAGGUUCUGCGGCCUGCAGAAACUUCAGGAACCCUUAGUGAUUACGGUGGAUCUGCAUUACACAGACUCUCAGCAGAGAUUACGUCUGUCUGAGAGUCUGAAGCUGGAUGUCGGUCUGCCCCUGGUGGCCCUCUGGGGGCAGGGCCACCUCAAGAAGAAGGCAGAGGGGACUAGCAGGCGGCAAGACACUCCUCGCCACCAUGUAGACCACGACGCCCCACCUAGACAGCCAUCCAACCCGCCUGCCGUCCACUGUGAUCAUCCAUCCACCCAGGUGUCACUGAAGACCUGCAAAGGUGUGGCCAGACACCACCCCGGACAUUUGAUGGACAAACACAAUGAGCCAGAAGAGGUCGACGAGAAUGACUUUUUGGAACAUUUUGGGAAAAAAUGUGCAUCAUGACGGCAAAACCACAGCAGCCAUGUUGGUUGGGAUUCUGCACUACAAACAUCCCAAACGCAGGUGCUCUGUUAAGUUCUCAUUGGGACCAAUUUGAAACAUAUAUACAAUGUUGGGGAAGUAGCCCAUUACAGACAUCCAUCGGUUGGAAAGUUCAGGUCCAGAAACUACAAAUCCAGAACAAGGUUUUGUUUCAAGCUACUAGU
Molecule: messenger RNA, 2557 nt
Organism: Paramormyrops kingsleyae
Lineage: Eukaryota; Metazoa; Chordata; Actinopteri; Osteoglossiformes; Mormyridae
Source: RefSeq, a predicted model, not a curated record